Molecule: messenger RNA, 888 nt
Organism: Helobdella robusta
Lineage: Eukaryota; Metazoa; Annelida; Clitellata; Rhynchobdellida; Glossiphoniidae
Exons: 1
Coding region: 1-888 (295 amino acids)
Biological process (GO): regulation of DNA-templated transcription
Molecular function (GO): DNA binding
Source: RefSeq, a predicted model, not a curated record
AUGGACAGUUUAAGAAACGAUACUCCUUUGGGAUCCAAGAUUGAUGAUCGUUCAGGUGACAAUGAGGUGACAAAAAAUGUUUUUCAAAACAAUAAUUCAUUAAACAAUAGUAGACAAAAAGACGAAUCAACGGAAGAUAUUUCAUCAGUGAAAAGAGGACAGGCAGAAAGUGGCUACUACACAACAUCGUCGUACGCCGUUGAUGUUCACAGAAGUUCAACUCACUGGUGGAAAACAAAUGUAUCUGUGGAAAGUUCGAUGAACAACAAAAUGUUCAAAAUAAAUAACCUCUGUUUCAACAUCCCACAUUCCGUUGAUGAAUUUCCCUCGAAACACAGUUUUGCGCUGAAACGACCCUGGGAAGAUAACGAGGAACUCCCAUCAGCCGAUCCCAACACGCCGUUCAAAAAAUUCCGCACAGAAAUGAAUGGUGGGGAGGACUCAUCUUUGAGUUGGACACAACGAAUCAAUGCACAUGUGGAUAAUUCUAUUUUUCAGUUUCCACAACCCAGUACAAGAUUUGAAAUGAAUUGGGAUGAUGCAAUAUCUUUCAAUCCCAAAAUAACCAGCACUCCAGCAUUUAAACAACCACAGACUGACUCCAAUUUGUAUUCUAACAACAACGAUAGUUCACUUUCCAGUCCGCCAACGAUUCCAACAACAAAAAACACAUUCGGGACGGAGAUUGUGAGCAUCCUUGAAGAUUGGUAUGCGAGACACGUUGAUGACCCAUACAUUUUUGGGGAUGACCUCACAAAUUUGACGAACCAAUGUCAGUUGGAGGAGAAACAAGUAAGGAAGUGGCUGGCAAACAAGAGGUCCAGAUUCAAAAACACACUCAAAUACAAUGGAAAGAGACAUCCGCUUUGCAGAAACAACCAACAUUAA